AUGCCCGCUAUUUGCCCCACCCUACUGAGCACAGGCAGUUGUAAUGACGAAGCCUGCAGCCACCGACACGACGUUAUUCGAUGCGAGCCCUGCAGCUGGGUCUUCGCCACGCGUAAUGCCUACAACUCUCACAUUGCAGGAAAAAAACACCAGAGAACUGUGCAGGGAAAGACGGGUCAGGCACUGUAUUGUCCCAUCUGUGAUCGCACGAUGGUUGGGAUGAGCUCAAAUAAUUGGAGCGCUCACAAAAGGAGUUUCCAUCACGCUCAGGCUGCCGCCGCAAAGGGUAUCUCACCCAAUAUCACCCCAGAAGCGGCCCAGGAGGUUCCCAACCACAGCCAUUGCACGAGUUGCGACAUUCAUGUCCUCAAUUAUGAUUGGGUUGCACACUGCGCGACCGCCAAACACAGACGGCGCGAACAGUACGCGGUCUUUCAGGCAGCGUUGGAUGAAGCGGAGAAGGACAGACACGGAAUUUCCAUUUCCGGCAGUUUUGACUUCGGUCUCAUUGCCCUUGCUACUGCUCAGUCAGGGCUUGUGGUUGAAGGAACUGUCAGUAAUGCGACUCCUGGCUCGAAGGUAUCGUUGAUCAGCAUGUCGCUUGCUAGCGACAAGAAUACCAGAGCUCGAUCUCCCUUUACCGUCGUCUGCAAACGUUACGGGCCGGUGCUAUACAACAGCGCCAACACCGCCUUUUCUGUUACCUUUUGUCAGCAAUUUGCGAGUCGUGCAGAAGAUCGUCUCGAAAUUCUCUUGGAGGACACGCAGCUUAAAAAAAGCUUCAUUAUUAUUCGCGUUCUUCGUGGGCAUGUGGGCAAUCAGGCAGACCAUGACGUGCUGAAGCCGACCGCUCCCUAUGUACCGCGCCAGCGAGUAGCCCGGGCUCCUGAAACAUCUGUUGUCGAGGGUAUCUUCCCCAAGUCACGCAAAGCCAUACCCUAUGUUGGUUUGUUGCCUGAGGCUACUAUUCCCGCCAACCUUGCUUCUAUCCUGUUGGGAAAAAAUGUCAAGGACGUAAUUGAAACCAUACACAAGUUGUACUUGCCGGUUGUCUUUGACAGCAACGGUUACGGACGCCACUUCAAGCUGUUACUUUGGGUGGAGGAACACCGCAUGGAGAAUGACCUUAGCACGUAUGAUAUCUCGGACACAGAGCUCUCUCGUUACGAAUCAUACCACUAUCUUGAUGUCCCGGGUCUUGCCGAAAAGCGACCAAGUGUACUGGUCGGUGAUCGCAUUCUUGUUCAGAGGAAAGACACUCCUGAUCCUGGUCGGUGGUUCGAGGGCGGGGUCCAUGUCGUCCGCCAGCAAGAAGUCGGACUCCGCUUUCACGGGUCGUUCAAAAAUGCGUCCUCUACCGACCGAUAUUCUGUGCGGUUCAAGCUGAACCGAUACCCGCUCCGGCGUCAACAUUUGGCGCUGGAUUCUGCCUUUUCCGAAGAUAGAGUUUUGUUCCCGGAUGCAGGACACCAUCUCUCAAUGGCUUACCCCACAAUUGCGAGUGCCAAUAUCAAAGUCUUCAAUCCUCUGAUCGCCGCAAAUGCACCCCAGCUUCAAGCUGUGGUGUCCAUUACCAAGAGGCCUGUGGGUUCUGUCCCAUUUAUUAUAUUUGGGCCUCCUGGAACCGGUAAAACCGUGACGAUGGUUGAGGCCAUACUUCAAGUUCUGGCUGCAAAUCCAAACGCUCGGAUCAUUGCGUGUGCGCCAAGCAACUCUGCGGCCGAUCUUAUUGCGACACGGCUCAUGUCGCUCGGCACGGAUGCAUUGUUCCGUUUCUAUGCGCCGUCGCGGCAUAAGGAACAGGUGGACCUUAAGUUGCGGGAUUUCACGCAUACCACGGCGGAUGGGCAUUUCUCUGUCCCGCCACUGGCUCGGAUGAAACGGUUCCGAGCCAUCGUCACGACCUGUGUGUCGGCUUCUGUCAUUUCUGGGAUUGGUAUCCCCAGAGGUCAUUACAGCCACAUUUUUGUUGACGAGGCGGGACAAGCGACCGAGCCAGAGGCAAUGAUUGCGAUCCAAACGAUGGCGGAUACCCGGACUAACAUCAUUCUCUCUGGGGACCCAAAACAACUGGGACCAAUUAUUCGUUCAAACAUUGCCCGCAACCUGGGGCUUGAAAUCAGCUACAUUGAGCGACUGAUGCAACGGGAUCUGUACGACGAACAAGAGGGUUAUGGUCAAUGCGUUGUCAAACUGACGAAAAAUUUCCGUUCGCACAACGCCAUCCUCAAGUUCCCCAAUGAACAGUUCUACAAGGGCGAGCUUCAACCUCACGGCGAUCGCCAGGUUGUCGACCUCUAUCUAAAUUCAUCUCUUCUGCCCAAGAGAGGGUUUCCGAUAAUAUUCCAUUCCUUGGCUGGCAAGGACGACAGAGAAGCGUCGUCGCCAAGUUUUUUCAACAUUGACGAGGCGUCCCAGGUCAAGAAAUAUGUUGAAAUACUCCGGGGGAUGGAUCGUCAGGUCAGAACGGGCAUCCACAUCACGGAUGGGGACAUUGGUGUUAUCGCGCCGUACCAUGCACAAUGUGUCAAAAUCCGCAAACUCCUCAAGCCCAUUGCAGAAGGCGUCAAGGUCGGCAGUGUCGAAGAAUUCCAGGGCCAAGAAAGAAAGGUCAUUAUCAUCUCGACUGUGCGCAGCAGUCGUGAGUUUGUGACCUACGAUCUGCGGCACACGCUUGGGUUCGUGGCAAACCCACGUCGGUUCAAUGUCGCGAUAACCCGUGCGCAAUCGCUGCUGAUCGUUGUCGGCGACCCAAAUGUUCUCGGGCUUGACCCGCUCUGGCGGGCGUUCCUUAAUUACGCGUGUACGAACGGCGGUUGGACUGGGCCAGACAUUCCAUGGGACCCAAGCGAGCCCGUCAGCGAGUCGGAAGGCAACGGGUAUGCGGAACAAACACGCGGCGAGGCGCUAUUCGAUAUGAAUGAAUUUACCCGGCGCAUGGAAGAACUAACAGUGUCUGGUGCUGAAGGAGAGGACGAUGCAAACGUUGACCGGCCUUGGCGUGAGGCGGAGUAG
Molecule: messenger RNA, 3015 nt
Organism: Mycena indigotica
Lineage: Eukaryota; Fungi; Basidiomycota; Agaricomycetes; Agaricales; Mycenaceae
Product: RNA helicase
Exons: 10
Coding region: 1-3015 (1004 amino acids)
Molecular function (GO): 5'-3' RNA helicase activity; RNA binding
Source: RefSeq, a predicted model, not a curated record